This is a messenger RNA of Diospyros lotus (date-plum), 2758 nucleotides long. Its product is annotated as GBF-interacting protein 1-like. Bases 294 to 2375 code for a protein of 693 amino acids. The transcript has 10 exons. NCBI's taxonomy places the organism in Eukaryota, Viridiplantae, Streptophyta, Magnoliopsida, Ericales, Ebenaceae. The record is from RefSeq and is a predicted model, not a curated record. Gene Ontology annotation, cellular component: nucleus.
UAAUGCAGCAGCAGCGGCAGCAAAACUGCAAAAGUGGGCAACGAACGAACGAUCGAUGAUGCUAUAAAUCAAUUCAGCUGCCCGUCGUUGGACGCCUCUUAAAUCAAUUCGAAACAUUCCAAAUCUGUUGGUUCAUGUCGCUGUUGGGCGGAUCCAUCUCUUUACACGGCGAUUGAUUGAUUAUAUAUGUACGACGAUUCGCCAUAUUUAUGACGUUUAGGAGUUGUUGAGAGAAUUCUCCUCUCUUGCUAGCCUUCUUCCCAGUCGAGUGCGGUGCGGUUCGUUCACUGCAAAUGAGUAGUGGCGGCGGUUCUAGGGUUCCAAUCCCCGGGGACAUUCGGCGGGUGAUCCGAGACAUCAAGGAGAUCGCUGCCAGGCACAGUGACGACGAUGUGUACGCAAUGCUCCAGGAGUGCAACAUGGAUCCCGACGAGACCGCUCAGAGGCUCUUGUAUCUCGACACAUUUCAUGAGGUAAAAAAGAAACGUGAUCGGAGAAUAAUGGAUGUAAAGAGCAAAGACACUGAAGAAUACAGGUUGAUGAGAGGGACACAUGGAGGAGGUGUUAGAGGUGGUCAAGGGAACUAUUCUUCUUCUUAUAUCUCUCAUCGUGGUGGUGGAGGAAGGAAUAAGGGUGCUCAAAAGGAAAAUGGAGUUGGUGACUCCAUGAAGAGAGGUUCUAAAACUGACUCUCUGACAGCUCCAGCGGAAACAGAAAAAAGUAUGGACCUUCUUGGUACAAGCUCUUCAAAAGUUGCAGUCAAUGGGGUUGCAAGUUUACCUAAUACACAUGCCAGCCAUGAAUCUGGACUGAAAUUGUCUGCAGAUUCUGUGGUGGUGCCACCUUACAACCCCCAAAUCCCUGGUGUUGAGACAAUCAGAAAAGAAGUGAAUGGCCAAAGGAUUGCUGCUGAAUCUUGUGCCAGUAACCUCUCUAGGAUUUCAAAUACUGCUCAUGAUGUUGUGAGUAAUUUUAAAACAGCGUCUGGAGACGUGGCAUUUACGGAAAAAGUACCAAUAGAACUCCAGAUGGUUGAAAAGAAUCAGACUUCAGAGGAGUCUCAAUCAUCAUCUGUGACUACCCGUCAUGGUUAUUUGGAAGUCAUUUCUGUCCAAAAUGGUCAGUCAUCCCGAGAACUAACGGGUCCUUCCAGAGGUGUUAAUUUUCUCAAUCCCUCAACUGCAGUUGCAUCUGUGGUUAUAACCAAGAAAGUGGAAGCUGGUUCUCAGUCAAUUCAUGAACAGAAUGAUGUUAUAGAUGAAGCGAAUUCAAAGCUUGAUAUGAAGCUAGCAAAGUUAAAUAUUUCUUCUCAUCGGCCUGUUAUUUUUCCUGAUCAUCUCCAAGUCCCUGAAGAUAUAAAGAAUGGUCUGAUUUUUGGAAGUUUGUUUGCUACUUCUGAAGUGGGUGUGAAACGUGUAGAGGAGACUGAUGACAGGAAGGGUUCUGUGCCUGCUAUUGAUUUGCUUCAGGAGAAUGACAAGGCUGUUUCAGAGACUCCUCUGAGUAAUCCAAGUGUAUCCUCAACUGCUCAAGAAGUAGAUUCUCCUGAUAAUCCACAUUCUCUGUUACAUGCACCUGGAAAAUUGUCAAAUUUGGAAGAGAAUGUUUCAUUGGGUCCUGCUCCAACAUUUGAUCAUCCAAAACAAGAGACUUUGUUUCCUAGAGGAGGGCCUCAGUACCCCUUUGUUCACACUAAUCUAGACUACAGCUUCCCGUUGGUUCAGCCAAUGUUAGGGAGCCGGAUUGUACAAUGUCAAGGAACUGAGCCUCAGAGUGGGAAUUCGCUGGUUUCAUCUACAUCAGGUUCAAUGACAACUUCUAACCGACCUUUGGGUGUUGGACUGAGUUCUACAGCUGCAUCUCCGCCACCAUUUCCUGUUUUACGGCAACCUUAUCCUCCCUAUUACUUACCAAUUAGCCCCUAUUUCCCCCCAUUUUAUUUCCCCCCAAAUGCGCAUCAAUUUUUAGGUCACAGUGGGUUUCUUCAGCAGCCUUUGACAGGAAAUGCAUAUCUAUCUCCAGUGCUUCCACAGGGCAAGCCAGGAAUUAGUUCUGGAAAUCCGACCCAAUUAGGAGUUCCAUUUUCUUGUGGUUCUUAUGGCCCUAGUCUGCCUGUGAUUUCUGGAAGUUCUGGUGGUAAUGAAGAUCGUGUGGCUUCUGAGUUGAAGCAAAGCAGCAUUCGCCCAACUUUCCAACAGGCUGGGUAUAUUCCAUUUCCUGGAAUUUAUCAUCCAUCACAGACGACGGUUUCUCCCCAAACUAAUCGUCCACUUCUGCAACAGUCUCCGGCUGCGGCCGGGUCCAUCAAAACAGCAGGGCCCCAACCGGGGGCUUAUCAGCUGCCUCAGCAUGCGGCCAAUAGGAACUCUGGUUGAUACUGUUGUCCAUUAUGCAAGUGUUCAGUGAGGAAAAAGCAUGUGGGAAGAUAUGAUGCUUAAUGCCCGAAUUGAGUGUAAAUACGAAUGAUGGCCCUGAAAAUUUUAGGGACACUCAUUUGAUAGUAGCGAUACAAGAAACAUUCACCGGUCAUUUCAUGUUGCGACAAACUUUUUAAGUUUAUAGAUUUAAGGUUAAUAGUUAUUUUCUUUUUCUUUUCUUUUUUUUGUCCUUUUUUGGUGGUAAAAAAGGGUUAGCUGUUUUUGUGUCCUUGUUUGAGUCAUAGGAAAGAACUUUGCUAAAGAGGAUGACCGAGACUUGUCAUGUAUCACCUGUAUAUCCGAAUUUUGGUAGCCGUAAUUGAUGGUUGACGUUGUUGUAA